Messenger RNA from Colletotrichum phormii, 4068 nucleotides. RefSeq lists its product as uncharacterized. The coding region runs from base 1 to 4068 and encodes 1355 amino acids. The transcript has 2 exons. Gene Ontology annotation, cellular component: cytoplasm. Gene Ontology annotation, molecular function: ATP binding; MAP kinase kinase kinase activity. The record is from RefSeq and is a predicted model, not a curated record. Gene Ontology annotation, biological process: p38MAPK cascade; protein phosphorylation. Lineage: Eukaryota; Fungi; Ascomycota; Sordariomycetes; Glomerellales; Glomerellaceae.
AUGUCCACCGAACCCUCCCCUCGUGCUGUUCGAUUCUCCGACGGAGACGACGACUUGCGCUCAGACAAGAUCAUGCCCCAGCGACCAGUUGCCUUCCCCGUCGACUCGGACAAUUCUGCUUCCUCCGGCGAAUACCAACCCGACGACCCCCACGCACUCGAACGUCAAGAUGAACUCUGUUCCCUCGCCAGGUAUUCCGAAGGCCAUAUCGCUGGCUCCAUGUCCAACCUCGUCCAAGCCGCCGUAGCCAACGGUACAACCCGUAGUCUACGAAGCAACGCCAGCGACGGCGACGCAUCCUACACCAAUGGCGCGAGCAAAGUUCAACGACCCAGCGCUCCCGCGAGGACACCUUCCAACACAUAUGCCCCGGCCGCCCACCGCAGGCCGCAACCUGCUCCUUCCUUCGUCGAGUCCGUCCGAGCAUCAUCGAGAGGUCGACCUCGUCCUAGCGAAAGGUUCCGCCAGCAAGAGAGGGCAUACGUGCAGAGGUUAAGGCAAGAUCACAACGAUGGCUACCCAUUCGAUGGCGGAUACGUAAACGGCAUCACCGGUAUUGGCCAAGGCGCCGACUCCGACUCAGAGGGAGAGACGCCCUCUUCAGAAGGGCCCUUUGACGACAGAUACGACCAGGAGACCAUCAUGUUCUACGGCAACGACGAUUUGCAACCUACAGACGAAGAUUUAAAGGACCCGACAAAUCGAGAACGACUAGAAUGGCACGGCAUGCUGGAAGCUGUUCUGACCGGAGACGUCGUCAAGCAAGAAAAGAAGCGGUUGAUUGGAUCCAACGAACAAGCAGUAGGGAAGAGCGGGCAAAAGGCAGAGCUGUGGCUUGGUAUUCGCUCAAAAAUCUGCGGAAGGCAUCUUCCAGUGCAGAGACGAAUGGUCGAGGAGGCUCGCGCGGCGCUGGACCGCACACUAGACGAGAUUAUCAACUUCUCCGUCAAGGGCGAGAGCGAAGCCGGAAAGCCACCAUACGAACAGGUUAAGGAUGUGGUCAAGAAGAUUGAUAAGGCCGAGAGCCUGUACCCUUCUUGGACCUCACUGGCAGCUGAACACCAGUCGGCAAACUCUCCACUCUUCCACGAGGCGUCUGAAUCCAUCAUUGCCUGGUACAACACCAAUGAGAUGAUUAACACAGAGCUUGCCAUUCUCAAAAAGUGGGUUGGAAACGAAGAGCUAGAUUUCACUCGCACACGACAACGUUCACCUGUAGGCAAUGGCAUCAGCGAUGAAUCCUCAUUCCUCGACCGAUUGAUGAAGGAAGAUGGCUUGAAGUCACUAUAUGACGAGGAAUUCGACGAAAAGAACAAAGACGCACAUAAAGGCAUGCUGCCUGGCAUUUCAACCGUCAUCACCAAAUCCAAGCAGACGCUCAUUCGGAACUUCGCCGCCUUCCAGAAGCGACAUCUCCCACCAUACAUCGAGGAGCUGCUUACGCUGAUCAGCUUCCCGUCCCGGUUGAUUGAAGAAAUCAUCAAGAUGCGCCUCGCUUACGCCAAGAAAGUAAAGGAGUCUGCGCAGCAAAACCCGAUGAUGCAGGAUCAAAUGAUCAACCAGUUCCAGUUACUUCUCAAGCUGGCAAUCCGCAUCAAGCUGGAGUGCUUGGCUGUCACACAACCAGAGCCCGGUUGGGAACUUCCGCCCUGCAUUGACGAGUCUUUCGAUCAAGUAGUGCUGGAUGCCCUGAGGUACUACUUCAAGAUGCUCAACUGGAAGCUCAGCGGCAACAAAAACACCUUCAAGGAGGCUGAGUUGCUGUUUGCCGAGUGGGACUUUGCCAAUGAAAUUGGUAGCCACCUUCUCGGUGGCGACGUUGAGGUCGCUGAGCAGUUCAGUUCCCUGACCUUUAAGGCUAUCAAUCGUCUGAGUGUCACAUUCGAGAAGGAGCUCCAAGUCAAACCUAAGGAGAGCACCGCCGAGAUGAGCAAGAGAUACAAGCAGUGCCUGGACUCGGUCCGAGUUAGACAACGAAUGCUGCAGCGUUUCUCUCGCAUGCUGAGCGAAAACUACGAAAACGCGUCCGAUUUCAGCAUAUCCUUCACACCAGAAAAGCUGCAAGAGUUUUAUGACAGAUUAAUCGCAUCCGGCCACUUCCAGAUCUUUACGGAUCUCUACGAGCAGGAAGGCAUUUUCAUCAUAGCUUCGCCCUCAUUGAUGGAUAGGCACGACGCGAUCCAUUCCAUUUUGGGUCUGAGCUCGCCGGAACAGUUUGCGGAGGAUCCAAGUGAUCCGUAUCUGUUGAUCCUUCGGCCUGAGAGCAGUCCGCACUGGUUCGGCGACAUUGUGCAGCUUUCAGUCCGGGAACGAAACGUCGAUCUGAAAAAGGGCCACAUGAGACUGGUCGCAGCCGCUGCUCAAGCGCGACUCGUCAAUGCCAGAAAAGCCUUCAUCGAUGCCGUCGACAUGCAUGUGGACCUGGUGGUGGAACAGAGAUCGAAUUUGCACAAGGUCAACACACGUCUAAUGGAGACUAGACGUGUCGCCUACAAAUUGUCCAACAACUUCAUGGACAGUGUCGAGAUUAUUCGGAAGCAGACCGAAGGCAGAGAAGUUCAAGAGCUCAUUCAAACUUGCUUUGUCUUUGCGACAGAAUUCGGUCAACGCUCGCUCCUUGUCAUGGACAGCAACCGAAAGCAAAUGAACAACCUCAAGCUGACGAAACUCGCAUUGGAUUGGGUGAGCUUCAUCUGUGACGACUGCAUCGCAUCAGAUCGAAAGACGUUCCGAUGGGCGGUCUUGGCUCUGGAGUUUGCCAUGGGGAUGACCAGAGGCAGACACAUCUUGGCUUUAGGCGAAGAAGAAUACGCGAGGCUCCGAGCAAAGGUGGCUGGCUGCAUGGCGCUUCUCAUCUCACACUUUGACAUUAUGGGGGCGAGAUCCAACCUGGCCGCCCAAGCAGAGAAGGAGCGCAUCGAGGCCUUGGUAGGACAGUUCAAGCGCUUGGAUAAAAAUCGCAUGCUCGACGACCAUGAGGCUUCCAAGUACAUCACGGAGCAGCGUCUGGAGGAGAUUGACAAGGUCGACGACAUCAGGAGGGCCAAGGAGGCCGAGAGACAGGCUCUCGGUCGCGUACUAGAGGGUAAUAACGAGGUCGACCGAUCCCUAGCCUACCUCUCAUCCUCGGCUACCAACAUCACGAUGCGCUGGCAACAGGGUCAUUUCGUCGGCGGCGGUACCUUUGGCAACGUUUAUGCCGCUAUGAACCUGGACUCGGGUCACUUAAUGGCUGUUAAGGAGAUUCGUUUGCAGGAUCCAAAGCUGAUCCCCACCAUUGCCGAGCAGAUCAAGGACGAAAUGGGGGUCUUGGAGGUGCUCGAUCACCCCAACGUCGUCUCGUACUACGGUAUCGAAGUUCAUCGCGACAGGGUCUACAUUUUUAUGGAAUUCUGCCAGGGUGGAUCUCUUGCCAACUUGCUGGAGCACGGGCGCAUCGAGGACGAGCAGGUUAUCAUGGUUUACGCAUUGCAGCUGCUCGAAGGUCUCGCUUACCUUCAUGAGAGUGGCAUUGCCCACCGCGAUAUUAAGCCAGAGAACAUCCUCCUCGACCACAACGGUAUCAUCAAGUAUGUCGACUUUGGAGCUGCCAAGGUCAUUGCUAGGCAAGGAAAGACGCUUGUCCAAGACCUGUCUUCUUCCAAGCCUAACAAGUCUAUGACGGGAACACCCAUGUACAUGUCGCCUGAGGUGAUCAAGGGUGAAAAUCCUGGCAGAGCCGGCUCAGUCGACAUCUGGUCGCUGGGUUGCGUCAUUCUUGAGAUGGCCACUGGUCGCCGUCCUUGGGCCAACUUGGACAACGAGUGGGCCAUCAUGUACAACAUUGCCCAAGGCAACCCGCCUCAGAUGCCGUCAGUCGACCAGCUUAGCCCGCAGGGUCUCGACUUCUUGAAGAGGUGUUUCACCAGAGACCCCAAGCACCGCGCAUCCGCCGUCGAACUCCUGCAACACGACUGGAUCAUGACCAUCCGCAGCCAGGUCGUAGAGCCGCCUACGCCUAGUGACGCUAGUAGCUCUGCUCAGUCAACGCCCAGCAGUAGGAGCAACACCAACGACGGUUUUUACUAG